Messenger RNA from Paecilomyces variotii, 1744 nucleotides. RefSeq names its product mannose-6-phosphate isomerase, class I. The record is from RefSeq and is a predicted model, not a curated record. The transcript has 4 exons. Lineage: Eukaryota; Fungi; Ascomycota; Eurotiomycetes; Eurotiales; Thermoascaceae. Gene Ontology annotation, cellular component: cytosol. Bases 197 to 1414 code for a protein of 405 amino acids. Gene Ontology annotation, molecular function: mannose-6-phosphate isomerase activity; zinc ion binding. Gene Ontology annotation, biological process: GDP-mannose biosynthetic process; carbohydrate metabolic process.
CGCAUCUUGAUUUGCAUUUUAUUACAAUUCUCCAGACUUGACGCAAUGGGCCGAGUUGCGAUUAUAUCUUUUCGAUCUCUUCCAUUCGUGAAGUUCUUCGCACCUUGGGAGAAUUGGAUUUCUCUAAGUAGGAAAGAAGAAAAUUCCAUCGGGGAGUCAAUGACCAAUCAAUAACUAGAAUAUACAUUCUACCACCAUGGCCGAAUCUGUCAUUCCGUUGAAAUGCGAAUGCAAGCAUGAUCCAUGGGGGAAGAAAGGAAGCGACUCUAUGGCCGCCCGUUUCUGGGCAAAGACUCCUCUUACGGGCGGCAAGAUAGAUGAGACGAAGCCGUACUCAGAGAUGUGGAUGGGGACGUAUCCCUCCACACCGAGUUACGUUCUUUCAUCAGGCGAGCAAUUGGAGUCGUACUUGAAAAACCAUCCCGAACUUCUUGGAAAGAAUGCAGUGGACAAAUGGGGCACUGACCUGCCAUUUUUGCCAAAGAUUCUCUCCAUGUGUAAGGCUCUUCCGCUGCAGAUCCACCCGGAUAAGGCCCUCGCGGAGAAGCUUCACUCCAGAGAACCAAAUAAGUUCACUGAUCCGAAUCACAAGCCGGAGAUCGCCAUCGCCUUAGGCAAAUUUGAGCUGUUCGCGGGUUUCAAGCCUCUGGCUGACAUUCAGGCUCUGUUUCGACUGAAGCCUCUAGAGCAUUUUGUGCCUAACAACCAGCAAAAUUUCACCGAUGAGACUCUUCGACAAGUCUGCCGGAACUUACUUCUGGCAGAAGAUAAUGUCGUGCAAAAGACCAUUGAAGAUCUCAAGAAGCUGCCAGAGUCGGCGUUUAGUAGCAAAGAUACGGGAAUUCCGGCUAUGUUGGACCGUCUCCAGCAGCAGUAUACUGAGUUCGACAAUGGGAACCUCGUCGCAGUCCUGUUGAUGAACUUCCUCACUCUUGACAAAGGCGAUGCUGUGUAUAUCCCCGCAGAUGGCAUCCACGCCUACCUGUCGGGAGACAUUAUGGAAUGCAUGGCUCGUUCUGAUAACGUGUUGAACACUGGAUUCUGCCCCCGUCCGGAACGUGACAGCGUCGAUGUGUUCACUCAGGCAUUGACUUUUCAUCCGCAUGAUCCUAAAUCGGUCAUUCUGCCCUCCAGUCCAAGCCUGAAGAGCGAGUGCGGAAAGACGCGCGAAUACUCUCCGCCUAUUAGCGAAUUCAACGUACUGGCCACAUGUCUGAAGAAGGGAGAAAAGGAAAAUAUAAAAGCUAUUAUGGGACCUAGUGUUCAGGUCGUCACAAAAGGCUCCGGAAGACUGACUACCCAGGCCAAGACAGUCCCUUUUAAAGAAGGAACAGUGCUCUUCAUCGGGCAAGACACUCCGGUUGGGCUCGUGGCGGAGGAGGAUUUGGAACUAUAUCGGGCCUAUGCGGAGUAAAAUAUUAGAAGCGGUGAUCUUAAACACAGUUCAACAGCUAAUUUGAAUUUCUAUUUGCAGUUAGAAUGCGCACAAUAAAAUGUUAUCUGCGCAAAUUACACAAGACAGAUCGAAUUCCUUUGCUAAUGCCGCAGAUGGGCGUCGGGCACACAGGUGGCACAGUAAUUCUAGAUACAUACAGGCCAGCGAGGCACAGAACUAGGCAACUGGCACUCUCGUUAUUAUUGAAAUCAUAAUAUAUCGAAGCGCAUACGCGCCUAUACGAGCCAUUCGGAAGUAACCCGAUAGAGUAGUCAAUGUUGGGAAGAGACGUGGCUAGCAUUACUGUGG